AUGUCUUCCGGAGAGUACGUUUCUGACUCUGCCGGCAGCAGCCACCACAGCGGGGCCUCCGACAGGCUCGAGGCCGAGAUUGACCGGAUGAACACAUCUUCUUCUGCUCCCGAGGCCGGAACCGGAAGGGGCCAGGAAGCCAGCAGCUCCAGCCAAGCUUCCGGUGCGAACCUGGCGGCAAUCACCCGCGGAGCCUGGAAAGGUUCCGACGUGAAGCAGCCAGAGAUCGACUGGUUGUACCGCUCCCGAAGGAUACCGGCAGAAGCCUGCGAGCGCUUUCCUCGCAUUGCUGCGGAGGCAUUACAAGGCCCCAUCCGCAAGCGUGCCUUGGACAAGGAGGAUCCGGAUCCUCACGCAGUUGGGCAUAAGCACAAGAUGGGCAGGACCCACACUUCAUGCCCCGAUCUCCCCUCAGCCAGCGCCAACCCACCGAUUGUGGAGCAUGUCUCCCCGCUGGAGGCAGAGGUUGGCCCGGAGUUCCUGGAGAAACUUGCCUCCCGGGGCCAGAAGAAGAAAGCGCCGGCAUCCGAAGCCGGUACGAGCGAUGCUCCUCCCGCCAAGCGCUCCCGGAAGGAAAUCGUUGGCGGGAAAGAGGUCACGGCCAAGCGUUACCGGAAGCGGGAAAUGCCGGUUACUUCCGGCCCUGCGCUCAAGAUUACCAAGAGUGCCACCGGCAUGAGGCCGGAAGGCUCUGAGGGCGCCGCCAGAGCCUCACCUCCUCCUCAACCAAGUCCGGUACCACCUGGUGCCGGCAAACCUCCAGCCUCCCCCCGGGGAGGCAAUACAACGACGCUUGGCCUGGGGAAGGACAAGCUGCCGGUGGUUGAUCCUGCCGGCCCCCGGAGCACUGGGCAGCACUUUGGCCGGCUGCGGCGCGCGGUCAAAGAAUUUGACACCGCGUGGCACGACGCCAACAACAAUGUGGCGGGCACCUUGGACACCCGGAAGCAACUCUUUGAGGAGCUUCUGUGGGAGCACCGGUACCUUUCCGAGGCACACAGCAAAUGCCAAGCUGUGCCGGAAGCCACCGUCAAGGACCUCACCGACCAGCUCGCCACGCUCAAAGCUGAAAAGGAGCAGCUUGCCAAGGAGCACCAACAAGCUCUGGAUGCUCAGAGGACUCGCUUCUCCGAGCUGAAGGAUAAGCUUAUGGAGGCUGAAGUCCGCCACUCGCAGGAGCUCAAGGAUGCCAAGGCUGCUGCUGAAACUAAAUUGGAUGACACCUUGAAGGAGUACGCCCACAACAGCGAGGUGCUGCGGUUAGAGCUGGAGGAGCAGAGCAAGGCACGGAAGGCGGCAGAAGACCGGAUCGGCAUCCUCACCACAGAUCAGGCCGAAUAUGACCGGUUGGUCAUGCAGGCCGAUGCCCUGGCCUUCAAACUCUUCCCAGAUUCACAGGUGCACGCUAUCAAGAAGGUGGCGGAACGCAGGGCUGAGCAAUCCAUGACCAAUCCGGAUGCGCCCUGGGACCCCUAUGACCAUCUUGUGGCGUUGGCCGCCCGGAUCUGCCACAUGAGAGCUGUGGACCGGCACCUGGUCGAGCUGCCUGAGAGGGCCAUAGAAAUUUUCAAGGUCCUGUGGCCUGGGGAAGCUGUUCCGGUGAAUCUGACGCUUAUCUCGGACCGGCUGAAGGACGCUUGCCGGAGGAUCCGGGAAUGGAAGUGGUCAGCGGCCCGUGCCGGAGCGGAUGCGGCACUACGCAUCGCCUGCUCCUGGUACGAAGAAUUGGAUCUGGACGCUUUCCACAGCCUUCUCGGCGAUGCGCCCACAGAUACAGAUCCAGUCUUAUCCGCCAAGCGCCAGGACCGCGCCUACCGGAUUGCGGAGUUUGCCCAUACGCGCACCUUCAUCCCUCCUCCUCCCGGCGUCAGAGACGAAAUCUCCGACGACGAAGAAGACGCUGAGGACGAGCAGGAUGAGGAAGCCGCAGGAGGCAACGCCCCUCCGGAACAAGGCGAUGCUCCUCCGGAAGCCCCUGAAGCCGGCGCACAGCCUCCGCUUGCUUGA
Messenger RNA from Lolium perenne, 2007 nucleotides. Lineage: Eukaryota; Viridiplantae; Streptophyta; Magnoliopsida; Poales; Poaceae. The record is from RefSeq and is a predicted model, not a curated record.